AAAGCAUUCAGUAUUGAAAUACAAACAAGCGAGAAAGCGAGAAGAAGUGAACCGGAGAAAUCUCCAACAAACUUUCAAGGCAAUUAUCAAGAAAUAUAUUGUGAAGAAGUGCUAAAAUAUACAUCAAGACCAAAAUGCCAGCUGUAGGAAUUGAUCUUGGAACUACAUACUCCUGUGUCGGCGUUUGGCAACAUGGGAACGUGGAAAUCAUCGCAAACGACCAAGGCAACCGAACUACACCAUCAUACGUUGCAUUUACGGACACGGAGCGACUGAUCGGCGAUGCUGCGAAGAACCAGGUCGCUCUGAACCCCAGCAACACAGUGUUCGACGCAAAACGACUGAUCGGCCGCAAGUUUGAUGACCCGAAGAUUCAACAAGACAUGAAACACUGGCCCUUCAAAGUCAUUAGCGACUGUGGCAAACCUAAAAUCCAGGUAGAAUUCAAAGGAGAGGCAAAAAGAUUUGCACCGGAGGAAAUCAGCAGCAUGGUACUAACCAAAAUGAAGGAAACUGCUGAGGCAUACCUGGGUACGUCAGUGAGAGAUGCAGUCAUCACAGUGCCUGCCUACUUUAACGACUCACAGCGACAAGCGACGAAGGAUGCCGGAGCCAUCGCAGGGCUGAACGUGUUACGAAUCAUCAACGAGCCGACCGCUGCUGCCCUCGCCUACGGCCUUGACAAAAACCUCAAGGGAGAACGCAACGUUCUAAUUUUCGACUUGGGUGGUGGUACAUUUGAUGUCUCCAUUCUUACCAUCGACGAGGGCUCAUUGUUUGAAGUGAAGGCGACUGCUGGAGAUACCCAUCUUGGCGGGGAGGACUUCGACAACAGAUUAGUCAACCACCUAGUGGAAGAAUUCAAACGGAAGUACAAAAAAGACAUCAGCACCAAUCCACGAGCUCUCCGUCGACUGCGUACUGCUGCGGAGAGGGCAAAGCGAACUCUAUCUUCCAGCACUGAAGCCAGCAUCGAGAUCGAUGCUCUCUAUGAGGGUAUUGAUUACUACACACGAGUUUCACGUGCCCGCUUUGAAGAAUUGAACGCUGAUCUGUUCAGAGGAACAUUGGAACCCGUAGAGAAGGCUCUCAAGGAUGCCAAGCUGGACAAGAGCUCUAUUCAUGACGUUGUACUCGUGGGUGGAUCAACUCGUAUACCAAAGAUUCAGAGCAUGCUUACAAACUUCUUCUGCGGCAAGAAGUUGAAUCUAUCCAUCAAUCCAGACGAAGCUGUCGCAUACGGUGCCGCAGUACAAGCAGCCAUUCUCAGCGGCGAACAACACAGCAAGAUUCAAGAUGUACUUCUGGUGGACGUUGCGCCUCUGUCCCUCGGCAUAGAAACAGCGGGAGGAGUGAUGACGAAGAUCAUCGAGCGAAACGCCAAGAUCCCUUGCAAACAGUCACAGACGUUCACUACAUAUUCGGAUAACCAGCCCGCUGUGACCAUCCAAGUAUACGAGGGAGAACGUGCUAUGACGAAAGACAACAAUUUGCUGGGCCGCUUCGACUUGACCGGUAUUCCUCCUGCGCCUCGAGGCGUGCCGAAGAUCGACGUCACCUUCGACUUGGACGCCAACGGUAUCCUGAACGUGUCCGCUAAAGAAAACAGCACUGGCCGCAGCAAGAACAUAGUGAUAAAGAAUGACAAAGGCCGCCUGUCGCAGGCUGAGAUCGACCGCAUGGUAUCCGAAGCGGAGAAGUACAAGGAGGAGGACGAUCGCCAGAGAGAGCGGGUUUCUGCUCGAAAUCAGCUGGAGGGCUACGUGUUCAAUGUGAAGCAAGCUUUGGAUGAAGCGGGCGACAAGUUGAGCGAGCAAGACAAGGAGACAGCUCGCCGAGAAUGCGAGGAGGCGUUGCAGUGGAUAGACAACAACACACUCGCGGAGAAGGAAGAGUACGAACACAAACUUAAAGAGAUCCAGCGGGUGUGUACACCAGUGAUGAGCAAGAUGCAUGGCGCAGGAGCGGGCCCACAGAAUGGACCACAACCUCACCAGCAGUAUGGUCAACCCAGCUCUGGGCCAACAGUUGAAGAAGUAGAUUAAGAAGUAGCCUCACUAUCACACUAACUAGAAAGCCCUGUGAUCUCAUCUCAAGAUAUCAUCCACCAUUAAUUUUCAGUAGUUCAAAAAGAUGAUCACUAGUUGCUAAUCAAACAAAUUGUAAAUAACUUUUAGGUUAAGCUAUAAUUAAUUGUAAAUAAUGUAUUAAUGUGUAAGAGUAAUUUAUUUUA
Ostrinia furnacalis (Asian corn borer) is the source of this 2233-nucleotide messenger RNA. RefSeq names its product heat shock protein 68. The coding region runs from base 135 to 2045 and encodes 636 amino acids. The transcript has a single exon. NCBI's taxonomy places the organism in Eukaryota, Metazoa, Arthropoda, Insecta, Lepidoptera, Crambidae. The record is from RefSeq and is a predicted model, not a curated record. Gene Ontology annotation, molecular function: ATP-dependent protein folding chaperone; ATP binding.